Messenger RNA from Pieris napi, 2040 nucleotides. Its product is annotated as acetylcholine receptor subunit beta-type unc-29-like. The record is from RefSeq and is a predicted model, not a curated record. Gene Ontology annotation, molecular function: neurotransmitter receptor activity; extracellular ligand-gated monoatomic ion channel activity; transmembrane signaling receptor activity. Gene Ontology annotation, biological process: nervous system process; regulation of membrane potential; signal transduction. The coding region runs from base 36 to 1220 and encodes 394 amino acids. Gene Ontology annotation, cellular component: synapse; membrane; neuron projection. The transcript has a single exon. NCBI's taxonomy places the organism in Eukaryota, Metazoa, Arthropoda, Insecta, Lepidoptera, Pieridae.
GUAUCUCGUUACAAAUCACCAUUCUGCUUCCAGCCAUGCGGUUGAUCACAUGUCUUUCCCUACUGCUAGUUGUGGGAGGAUGCCCCGAUACCGAAGAGCGAAACUACGAGCGAUCCUGGGAAGCUAAACUUGAUAAGUAUAUAAAAGGCAUUUGUCCCGAUAGUCUCCAAAUGGCACCAGAACGUCGCACGAAUGUUACAGUGAAAUUUAUUUUAAAGUCGUUCUCUUUCGACCGUGGUGAAGAGAUCUUUAGUAUCUAUAGCUGGAUUGUCUUGAAAUGGAAUGAUCCGAGGAUCAAAUGGGAGCCUAAAGACUAUGGUGACAUCAAUGAAUUGCAAGUUUCUACAUCGAGUUUCUGGAAUCCAAUGGGUAACUUCCAGAACUCGAAAAGUACCUACGAUUUCGAUUAUAUAUGGACUAAAACUUGCAAUGUAUAUUUUAAUGGUAACAUUAUAUGUGUUCCAAGAACAGUUUAUGAAAUUAUAUGUAUAUCAAAGCUAAGCGAUUGGCCAUACGACACCCAGACCUGUCGUUUCGAGUUUAAGUACAAUGGAAACACACAACUGCCAAGAGCAGUAUUUAUGUUUGGAGAAAGACGUGGUAUGUCAAUGUUUGGGGCUGAGUAUGGGGGCACUUGGAAUAUUGUGGAUUACAAGCAGGGAGAUGAAAACGAGGUGCUAUUUUUUGAGUUAACCGUUGAGAGGCAAGCGAUGGGACUUGGGGCCAUGUUAACAGCACCAGCAAUCACACUAAUGCUGCUAACCAUAUCAUCGAUGUUACUUGACAUUCGUGGAUCGACGCGACUGCUAUUAUCCUGUCUCAGUUUGCUAUCUCACUUCAUUUUCUUGGAAGUAAUAAAUUACAGUAUGCCCCAGCUUAAUCGGGAGACGCCAACAAUUUUGAUAUAUAUUCGAACAUCGCUAGUUCUAACGGUCUUUACGCUUAUGUUGUCUUUCAUAUUGAAUAAUAUGUCUAAGAGUAGUAAAGCACCACCUGCUUGGAUUUCUGGUAUAAAUACAUGGGUGCAAAGUACUCCAAUUACCUAUGUCAUUCAAUCAUCUCUACCAGCAGAGACCGUCAGCGAGAGCCUUACAAAAAUUCACUCUAACGAAUGGAUGGAUUUCAUAAACCUCGUUAAUAAUUUAGUUACUGUUAUAGUAGCUAUAUUAUAUUUAACGUUUUACAUAAUGUAUAUUCCAAGUCCGCCGUCACUUGUUUAAUCUUAUAUAAAAUAUGAAUGUCGUUUAUUAGAAUUUAAUUUAGUUGAUUUAAUUUGCUUUAAACAAUUUUUAUAUUAUGUAUAAAUCAUAUUUUUAAAUUAUAUAAGUCGCAUGUCAGUUUAAAUUCCAAUUUUAAAAACCUUUUGUGCACAUUCGACACAGUGAAUUGGAAAAGUCCAAAAUUCCAAGUACCUUUUCACAUUUUCACUGUGUCAUUGUGGCAUUUUGCAAGCCUGCAUUUGGUACUUUGAAAUCUCAUCAUACGAGCGGAUGCAGUUCUAAUCCAGCUUAUUGACCUCUUUGAAAUAUGGAUAUGUGUAUCGUUACACGUUAUCUGCAUAAUGGCAUUUGCAUUAUCGAAUUACGCCAGGAAUACAAUAUAUUAUACCAGCUGACCUGGCAAACGUCCUUUUGCCAUGUCAGCUGGUAUAUAACCAAAGAACAUGGUUCCAACAGGACGGAGCAAAGUCAAACACGUCCAAUACGUCUCCGCCACGAGUUCGUGAAAUUUUCUCUCCAGGAGAGGUGACAUAAAUUGGCCUCCACGCAGUCCUGAUUUAACCCCUAUGGAUUUUUCUUUUGGGGUUAUCUUAAAUCUUAAGUCUACGCCAAUAAGCCGACUUCUCACGCAAUUGAAAGAAAAUAUCCGUCACGAAAUGGCAGCCAUCACUUAGCCCACCUGCCGAGCCGUCAUGAGUAAUUUUAUUGUUCGAUUAAAUGAGUGCCGCGAACGCGAGUGUCUACAUUUGGACGGUAUUAUUUUAAGAAAUAAAUUCCCAAAAUGUGUUCUUUAAUAAAAAAUAAACACUUUUUUGAUACA